AUGCACAGAAUUAACACAUUUGCCGACACCGAGCAUUCAAUUUCACCCCAACCAUUUGGUAGCGGUAAUAGAAGUCUAUUAGUGAUUCCAACGGAAAAUCAAAGUCAAAAUUCGGAUGAUUAUCCUCUUGACGAUAUUAACAACGAUAUUCGACGACGUGCUAGUCCAACUCCCCUCCGUAGCUUAAAUCGUAUAUCAUUCAGGAAUGAAACGAUACUCUCAAAGCCAAGUCACAUUAUUACACACGGUGAAGAUUCCAUUCUCUCUUUGGCAUGCAGUAAACACUAUUUAUUCAGUGGCUCACAAAACCCCAACAUCAAGGUAUGGGACUUGAAAACCUUUCAGCAAAAAACCACGUUGAGAGGGCAUAUCGGGAGCGUGUUGUGCUUAACUUUGUCAGGAGAUCAGACAAUGCUAUUUAGUUCGUCUGGCGACGGAACGGUUCGGGUUUGGGACGCAUGGAUGUUGAAAUGCUUAUAUGUGAUCCAAUCUUCCCAUGAUAUCGGUGAUUUAUUCACCGUGGUGUAUUCUGAUUCUUUGGAAACGUUGUACAUCGGAUGUCAAAAUACCAGCAUUCAGACAUUUGAUCUGUCCACCAAAGAAGAAUGCAAAACGUCGCAACCAUGGAAUGCUUGUAAAAAUCCAAAGUUCUUUGAUACAAUGCCAACAUAUUCAGACGAUGCUUUCGAAGUUGUAGAGACAAAUGAACCAUUUUUCGAAAGAGAAUGUGAUGAUGUGGAACGAUAUUUAAUAGAUGAAAGCAGGAUCCAUUUAUAUUGCCAUAAUGGAUACAUUUAUGCCUUGGCGUUGGGCAAAAAUAAAGACGGCGAGAUUUUGAUAAGUGGAUCCGGUGAUGGUGAUGUAAAGGUUUGGUCAAUCAGAAAGGAUUCGAUGGAUCUCUUAAAGAUAUUGAAAGGUACCGAAGACUCUGGAAUUUUGACCUUGGCCUUGCACGAUGAAUUGAUCUUUUGCGGUGUGCAGAACGGUAAUAUCAAGAUCUAUGAUUUGGAUACGUAUCAGCACGUCCGAUCCCUUAUGGCGCAUGAUGAUGAUGUUUUGGCACUAGCGAUCCAUGAAAACUAUUUAUUCUCUGGAUCAGCAGACGGCACUAUUAAGAGGUGGAAUGAAAAGUUUGAGAUCUCGGACACGUCAAAGAGCCAAGGAACCAUAUUCGUGCUUAUCAUUGUUUCGCAAUUUGGUGAUUGUGAAUUAUCACCGAGUCAUGGUUUACGGCUGAUUAGUGGUGCCUCAGAUCGGCUGAUAAAGAUUUGGGAUUUGCCCGCACUAAUCAUAAACACAGAGGGAAAGUUCGAAGAGUUAACAACUGAUGUGAUGCUGUAUGCAUUGUCAAAGUGGAUUUCAUUGCAAACCGUCAGCGGGGAUCAAAAAUACUCCAGGGAGUGUUUUCGCGGUGCAAAAUACCUGAAUGACAUUUUCGAACAGCUGGGUGCAAGAUCUUCAUUGAUCAUAGGGAAACAAGAGCAAAAUUCGAUUGUACUUGGGAAAUUCUCGGGUAUAGAUGAUAAUGAAUCAUCGAAAUUGAAUAUCUUGGUUUAUGGCCACUACGACGUGAUUGGUGCUGAUGAAACAAAGUGGCGAUCAGACCCUUUUGAAAUGCUGAGCAAGGACGGUUAUAUUUAUGGAAGAGGAGUGACGGACAACAAAGGACCAAUGUUGGCAGCGAUAUUUGCUGCGAGCGAGCUGGUAAAAGAAAAAAAAUUGAAGGCGAACGUAACAUUUUUGAUUGAGGGCGAAGAGGAGAAUGGCAGUGUUGGUUUUUAUGAAGCGGUGGAAAACUCUAAGCAUUUAAUUGAAGACCCUGAUGUUAUAUUUGUUAGUAAUUCUUACUGGCUGGAUGACGAAACCCCAUGUUUGAUUUAUGGUUUGCGUGGAGUUAUCUCGGGUCCACGAAAUGAUUUGCACUCUGGUGUGCAAGGUGGGGCCGUAUCAGAACCACUGAUCGACAUGGUCAAAGUACUCUCCAAGCUUGUUUCAGACGACAAUCGCAUUCAAAUACCGAAAUUUUACGAUAAAGUAAGACCUGUCACCCCCUCCGAGGAAAAAUUGUAUGAUUCUAUAUUAAAUUCAAGGCUAAGAUUUCACAAAAACCAUUCCCAAGAGAUGGAUGAAUCCCAAAGUUUUCAAACUCGUGAAACAUUGAUGUCACGGUGGAGAUAUCCAUCGCUGACAAUCCAUAAAAUUAACGUCAGCG
This is a messenger RNA of Acaulospora morrowiae, 2212 nucleotides long. NCBI's taxonomy places the organism in Eukaryota, Fungi, Glomeromycota, Glomeromycetes, Diversisporales, Acaulosporaceae. The record is from the annotation of a GenBank genome assembly.